Molecule: messenger RNA, 4017 nt
Organism: Rotaria socialis
Lineage: Eukaryota; Metazoa; Rotifera; Eurotatoria; Philodinida; Philodinidae
Source: the annotation of a GenBank genome assembly
AUGCAAAAAACGAAUAACGAUAAAUUCGAAAAUUUUCGAAGCGCUUUUUAUGAUGUUCUUUUUUCAGGAGUCAUUACUAUUCGAGAAGAUACAAGAGGAUUUAUACAAAAUAAUUUCAAUCAACAAUUUAUCGUUUGGUCUUGUAAAUAUGACCCACAAGCAAUACUACUUCUUAUACUUGAUCAAGCACUUGCCUACGUACGAAACCAAGAUCGAGUGGAUGAAACGAACCCGAAUAUUCUUACCAUGUUUACAAAAACCUUGGCUAUUAUUGAUUGUAUAUCAACAUUGAUCAAAAUUCGACCAGAAUAUUAUGAUAGAUUCAAUGGAAUUUUAUUACGAACUAUCUAUAUUUUACCAGGUUUAUGCAAAAUGAAUAUUAUUCCAUCUCAUGUUUUAAUAGAAGCAUUCCAAACAAUGAAACAUACUCAAAGUUUAACAAUUUUAUUUCUCGAGUCUGCAUUAUUUCCAUCGUUUGCUGAUAAAAAUGCUAUCGUACCAAAUGAGCUCGACCCUACAGCUAGGCUACCGGAUGUUGAUAGUGCAUUUUUCGGUCGAUUAGAACAAAUGUGUAGUGAAAAUCAAUAUGCUGAUGAAUGGAUUCCUGUAUUUAUUGCAUUACUUGAAGCCACUCGAGACACUGUACAAAUCAAUGAAACAACGGAUCGUUUUCGAGCGAUUAUUUUCCAUUUACUUUUUUCUACAUUACCAAAAUCAAUAAAGAUAAAACGAUGGUUAUCCAUACGAGAACAAUGUUUAAAAUUAAUAUGGACUGUUAUUCUUCGUUGCUUGGGACCAGCAACAGUAGUCAAAGUAUCAACAGACGAUGAACCUAAUAAAUCACCGGUUUUCAUCUUUGGCUGGUUACAACAUCCAUCUGUUAGUCAAACAUUACUUUUAUGUGCUCGACCUGCAGAUUCAGAUACUUCAUUAUCGGAUCCAACAAAGCGAACUUUAUAUCAGUCAUGUUUACAAAAUUCUAUGUCAAUUAUUUCCUCUGUAAUUGAUAAUCAAGUAGAAACUUGCAAACAUAAUAUAAAUACAACAAAUAAUCCAUUUGGAUCGAAAUUAUUAAUUAAAGUUUGCAUUGACUUUCUAUUACAACAUAUUAAUGAUAUAAAAGCACCCAUUUGUCUACGAUGUUUAACAAGUUUAGCUAAAAUUACACCUGGACUUUUAAUUUUAUUAGAAACAAAUAUCGAACGAUUUCGUACAUUUAUCAUAGAAAAUAUCAAAAAUAGAAAAUCUCCGGAUUUAACAAUGACUAUUUUGGAUUUUUUGAUUGUAUGUGUUAAUUCGCAACCGGCAUUACUUGGUUAUUUAUGUGAUAUAAAUACGGCUCAAGCAGCAACAUUUGGUAAUUCAACAAUUUUACAGCCCAUUGUUGAACUACUACGAUGGAGCACCCAACAUACGAAUGAUAUUGCUGCAAAUGAUUUAUUUAUUUUAACUGUAACAUUUAUAACACAAUUUUGGGAACAACGUACACAAUUACUUGUAGAUUAUUUUGUUAAAAUAAACGAUUUUUGGAAAAAUAUUUCAACAUCAAUAUCACAUACAAGUGUGUGCAUUGAAUUAAUGGAUACAGGUGAAAAAUGUGCAGUAUCAGCGUCAUUUCGUUUACUUACUCAACAUUUACUUAAUUAUACAACUGAUCAAACUGGAAAUGAUUUUUAUGAUAUAUUAAAUGAAUUAAUUACCAACAAUUGUUUACUUCAUUGGAUUAAAGCGUGUCGAACAUUUUUUCAAUCAAAUAUUGAAGAGGAUAUUUUAAAUGAACAAUCGUUGUCAUUUUCGUUUUUUUCAUCAGUGAUCGCUUUUACAAAAGCACUGCUGUGUCUAAAUAAUGAUCGCAUUCGAAAGAUUUUACCCGGUGGUGAAACAUGGCUACAAGAAUUAGCAUCUAUAGUUCAACUUGUACUCACACGCAACGAUUCGACAUGCAUGAAAAUUGCAGUUAUCUGUAUAAAUUUAACUAUUAACGCUUUUAUUAAAUGGCGAAACGAUAAAGCUCAAGCACCAUUAAAUAUCCUACCAACUUAUAUUAAUUUAGCUAAUCAUGUUCUUGGACCAGAAUAUGUAUCGAUUUAUGUGAAAUAUUGCUAUUUGGAUGCACUUGUUCUUUUAAUUCAAACAUUCCUUGAAUUAUCACCUGACAUUGACCAACAGCAAUAUGAUCUAACACUUUAUUCAACUGUUAUCGUGCAUUUACUUGACUUUGUAGAUUAUUGUAAUGAUAUAAUUGAUAUACAUCCAGCCACAACGCCUCAAUAUAAAUGCGCUGUUAAAGCAUUAGUUCAUACAUUUCAUUUACUAUCAAUAUUUGUCUCGAAAGAAGAAUCACCUACUUUGUCUGUAAAUUUAAAACAAGAACGUACAGUAGCAAAUGUUAUUGAUUUAUUCCAUAAAGUUUCACAAGAAAGAGAUAACUUUCGUAUAUGUUAUACAAUAUUAAGUUUCUUAUAUGAAUUAACAAAAAAAAAUGAUAGCGCUCAAUGGUUUCAUACGAUGAAUAUUAUUCCGCGUACAUUACAAACAUUGCGUUUUAUUGUUCAACAACAGGCAAAUAAUACUAAUGAAGAUCAAAAUUCUCAAACGAAUUGGUCAAAAGUCGUACGUCUCUAUUUACUUUUAAAUAUUUUUCUUAUUCAUGCCGAAACUGUGCAUGGUGAUCAUCGUCAUUUUAAUAAUGCAUCGGACGUAUUUGCAGCUUGUAGUGAAUAUAUAGUGGAAAGUUUUCAUAAUGUCACAAAACAAUUUUCAUUAUCAUCAUUGGAAAAUGCAGAUGUAUGCUGUCAAUUUUUUGCUUGUUUAACUCAAUUCUAUAAUCAAUUGAUGAGUAAACACCAUAAAGAAGCGUGCAUUUGUAUUGCAGCAGUAAAUUAUCUUCUACAUGAUGCAAUUAAUCUACUUCUUCAUUCUGCACUUGUACACAAUAUGUUAACAAAAAAAGUUCGUUGUGCAUAUCGAUCCGAAUUAGAAAAUCAAGAAAAUAUUGUACCGGAUUAUUCCAUAUCACAAUCUAUUGUUAUGGAUAAUUCGCAAUUAUCACAACGUACUUCAUUACGAGCAGCAUCAGGUUUUCUGAAUCAAUCAAUAACAUCGUCUGUUGGUGCUCCUCCUGUAACACCAAGUGAAGGUACACCUAAACCACGAUUAGUUAAUGUUCGUCAACAAGUUGCUGCUGCUUCUGCACAACCAGCUAGUUCUCAAGCACCAGAAUUCGAGCAAGUUCAAGUCGGAUUACUACGACUUCUUUGCACUUGUUGUUGGGCACUUCAUCCAUGUACAAUUCCAUUGAAUGAACUUAAUGAAUCAAUUCUUUAUAAGCAAACAAUCGACUAUGAUUCAUUUAAAUAUCUAGUUGAACCAUUGUUUAAUACACCAACAUUAGAACGACGUACAGCACCAUCAUUUGGUACUUGGCUUACUGGUGCACAAUAUAUUGUCACUCAAAUGGAGCGAUUUAGUCUUAUUAAAAGUAGUUCACCAAGACCAGCUCGUAUUAAAGAAAGUGAUCUUGAACGUUUAGUACAGCAGAGACCUUUUCUUGUUCUUGCACUCGAACAUUUAUUAAGUUUAAUUCUUUCUCAAGUACCACUCUUUAUGCGAUCAACAUAUCUUGGUGAAACACAAAAAAAUAUGAUGAAGCAAACAUUAUCACUUGAAUUGGAUUACAUCUUUUCAAAUCUUAAUUUAACUGAGCGAACAUCAAGUACAAGUGGUGGCGGUAGUGAUCCAAAUUCUCAACGAACAUCAGUAAAUGUACCAACGCCAGCUACAGCUGGUGGUGGUCCGACGAGCCAUAAAUCACUGAUCAUGAGUGUAUCGAAUAUGUCGCAUCCACCAGGGUCUAUAACACGUGAAGCUUAUACACCGUUUUCUGUUGGUACCAAUGUAACAUGUUCCGGUGCAUCGGAAUAUAAUAAUUCAACUCAUUUGAAAGAUGUUUGUACAUCAAUUUGGAAACUCUAUAAACGUAUUAUUCAAACAGAUCCAGUUGUCUUUGUUGAUUGA